Messenger RNA from Xylaria bambusicola, 1047 nucleotides. Its product is annotated as cell division control protein 42. Gene Ontology annotation, biological process: small GTPase-mediated signal transduction. The coding region runs from base 318 to 902 and encodes 194 amino acids. Lineage: Eukaryota; Fungi; Ascomycota; Sordariomycetes; Xylariales; Xylariaceae. The transcript is spliced from 4 exons. Gene Ontology annotation, molecular function: GTPase activity; GTP binding. The record is from RefSeq and is a predicted model, not a curated record.
AUUGGCUUCUUCUCGGGUCGCCCUGCUUGGCCCCGUCAUCCACCCGACCGCCCACCCGACCAACUGGCCAGCCCAGCCAAGCAAGGCCAGCAGACCAGCACAGCCAACCAGCCAACCAGCCAACUCACACACCUACUCACCUACCCAAGUCAGUAAUAAAUACAUCGUAGCCAACGGCCGAUACCCGCCCAACGUCUGGCGUCCGCGCGCUUGCGAUAAGAAAUCCCCUAUUAGCCGUCGACUUUUUUUGUCGACAGUCAUAAGCCGUCACACGUCUUGCUCCCCUUUUUUCUGAAGGAGUAACCCAUUUCACCAAAAUGGUUGUCGCUACGAUUAAGUGCGUUGUCGUCGGAGACGGUGCUGUUGGCAAGACCUGCCUUCUCAUCAGCUAUACGACGAAUAAGUUUCCCUCGGAAUAUGUUCCUACAGUCUUCGACAAUUAUGCCGUCACUGUUAUGAUCGGUGACGAACCAUAUACUCUGGGACUAUUUGAUACUGCAGGUCAAGAGGAUUACGAUCGUCUCCGACCCCUUUCUUAUCCUCAAACCGAUGUAUUUCUCGUAUGCUUCAGUGUCACAUCCCCAGCCUCAUUUGAGAACGUUCGCGAGAAGUGGUUCCCUGAGGUCCACCACCAUUGCCCCGGUGUUCCUUGCCUCAUUGUUGGCACACAGACGGAUUUACGGGAUGAUCCUAGCGUGCGGGAGAAGCUAGCGAAGCAGAAGAUGCAACCUGUGCGGAAAGAGGAUGGAGAGCGGAUGGCCAAAGAGCUCGGUGCCGUCAAGUACGUGGAAUGCAGUGCGUUGACGCAGUACAAGUUGAAGGAUGUAUUUGAUGAAGCGAUUGUUGCUGCUCUAGAACCCCCUGCCCCCAAGAAGAAAAGUCGGCAUUGCCGCAUCCUCUAGAUUAUCUAUCGGGAGUAGGAUUAAACGAAAGCGCCUUGUGUUUUGGGGGCAUCUUGCUGAUAUGUGAGCGGUGAUUUGCCGCCGUUUCUGCAUUUCCAUGUGAUUUGCUCCACGGCGAUUCAGGGCAGCCGCGAUAUCAGCAUCA